AGAAAACUGAAUAAAACAACAUUCAAACAUCAGCAAAGACACUCCGCAAGCAUACACUCGGCAUGGAUCUACUUGACGAGUUGCAAUACGAUCGAAAAUGUUUUUUUAUUUUACCCUUGCGAAGAUAGCUGAACGCCUAGAGGGAGGUGCAGAAGGCCACGGCGCGUGCACGUAGCCUUUUUGACAGAUGGGAGGAGUUACUGCAGGAUGGAACUCAGGUGAGUCGUGAUGAGUUGGAUUGGAGCACCAAUGAGCUGCGCAACUGUCUGCGGGCCAUCGACUGGGACUUGGAGGACCUUAGCGAAACCAUCAGUAUUGUCGAGUCAAACCCAGGAAAGUUCCGCCUGGGAGAUGAGGAGCUUCAGGAAAGGAGGGACUUUGUGGAGAGAACUCGAAAAUCUGUGCAGGAGAUGAAGGAUCAAUUGUCAAGUCCAUCAGCUGUGGCUCAGGCAGAGAAAAAAAACAAACAGGCGCUACUGGCUUCGUCUGUUUCGGACCGCUCGACGCAACUAGAUGCCCACCUAGUUUCCGCCAAUUCCAGAUACAUUCAAGAGCAGCAGGAGCAACAGCAGCUGAUCAUGCAGGAGCAGGACGAUCAUCUGGAGCUUGUGUCAGGAAGCAUUCGGGUUCUUAAAGACAUGUCUGGACGUAUCGGGGAUGAACUUGACGAGCAGGCCGUCAUUUUGGGGGACUUCGCUGAGGAAAUGGACCAGACGUCGUCCCGUAUGGACUCUGUGCUCAAGAAGCUUGAGAAAGUCUCUCACAUGACAAGCAGUCGGCGUCAGUGGUGCGCCAUCGCCGUGCUGGUUGCCAUUUUGAUCGUCGUCCUUAUCCUCUUCUUCGCCCUCUGACGCCGGUGACUACUAAGCUCUUCUUGAUACCCCCCAACACGAAAAGGACCUGCCACGUUUUUUUUACCCCUGGACUCAAAGACUAAUGUCCGGCAUGGCUUGAACACGCAAGGUCCACAUUUAGGUUUUGACCAACUAUAAUAAGUUGGGGGCACUGUGGUAAGCAAACGCCACACGCCAUCACAGGACAGCAUACGAUUUUUGGUCGGGGAGGAAAAGCUAUUACGACGUAAUAAAUAUAAUUAUUACGUUAAUAGUCGUAAUAAUGUGAGGUUAAAAAAAUCCAAGAAUGCUACCGAGAAAAGAUUUUAUCAGGUUAAAAUCUGAAUAUUCGAGGAACUGCUAAAUGAUAGAAUUUUUAGAGGAAUUAUUUCCUUUGAAAAGUCACGAUCAUGAGGCCAAAAAAAAAGUAAAAAGUCAAAAUAGUGUAACUUUUUUGUUGUUGUUGUUGUUAAGGAUGAAAUCUUCCUCAAAAAAGUACAAAAAACAUUAAUAACAAAAAGUAUAUUGUUCAUGCAACAAAAAAUUAUUAUGUUUUAUGUGUGAACGCCUUAACAAGUGAACAGAAAUUGUAAAAGUUUUGGAAAAAAAACAAAGGUCUGAAUUUUUUAAAAGGUUUUGUUAACAGAAAUAACCUGGAAUGGUACAGAGUUGUCAUUAUUUUACAAAAAAGGACAACAUUUAUAACAAGUCAAAACAUUAGCGCAACUGUUUAAUGGCAAAGAAAUAAAAAAUAUUCCAGGUUUUUUUUUCCCAUAAAGUAUUAAUUUUACAACUAAGUUGUGAUAUAACUGUAGUCAUAUGGUAUUCUGGAAAAUCUUUUUUUUUUUAGCAAAACAUUAUGAGCAAACAAUAUUUGACAAGUCCUCAUUUUAAUUUUAAUUAUGUAUAAAAUAUAUUUUAAAAAUCCGAUUUAUAAGAAUGGGGUGAGACGACGGCUCACCUCAUUGAAAUUGUGUGUUGAGAAUCUUAAUGUACUUCUUGAUUGUGACUAUUGUUACCAAACACAUCCGUGUUAGUGUACUUGGGAGGUUUUUUUUUUUUCCGUCCUUGAUGCCUUAAAUCUAUUUUUCUACAUUUGUUAAGUAACGUGAUGUCACCAAAGUGUGCGAGUCAUCGCAGCUCUUGUACAUGUUUGUAGGCCUGCCACGAUAACCAUAUAGAUUCAUCGUCUGAUAUAUAAAAGGGCCAACGAUGUUUUUUUUUUUUUAAUUACAUGUGACAUUAACUCAUUAGCUGCCAUUGACGGUGACAGACAUUGGCAAAUGUUCAUUCGCUGCCAACCCUCCCGCUUCAAAUGGAUUGGACAUCAACUGGUGAUAAACUCAUUUGAAUUCAUACGAUGAAAAGAGCCACAUCAUUGGACGUCUAUCAUCGUCAAUGGCACUGAAAGAGUUCAUUCAUUUGUGCUUCCUUGCCCUCUGUAAACCAACAAGCUCUCGACAAUAUUGUUUCAACAGCUCAUUAUGUAGAAGGUCGACGGUACAUCAAGUCCUUGAGCCUUAUUUUAGGCCGUGACGUCGGGUUAAUGGGCAGUCUUUGUUUUGAUAUUUUUUUGACACGGUUCAAAUGUUGAAAAAAAUAUAUUAAAAACUUGUAAGCAUCAUA
Corythoichthys intestinalis (scribbled pipefish) is the source of this 2459-nucleotide messenger RNA. RefSeq names its product syntaxin-10-like. Gene Ontology annotation, cellular component: SNARE complex; synaptic vesicle membrane; endomembrane system. Gene Ontology annotation, biological process: intracellular protein transport; retrograde transport, endosome to Golgi; vesicle fusion. Gene Ontology annotation, molecular function: SNAP receptor activity; SNARE binding. Bases 411 to 851 code for a protein of 146 amino acids. The record is from RefSeq and is a predicted model, not a curated record. The transcript has 9 exons. NCBI's taxonomy places the organism in Eukaryota, Metazoa, Chordata, Actinopteri, Syngnathiformes, Syngnathidae.